AUGGACUGGGUAUUGGAUUCACAUGGGCUACCACUCAAACUUAGAAGAGGUGAUCUCACACCUCAAGCAAAGGGAUGGCAUGACAUAGUGAGGAGAUCACUAAUUCCUACUUCAAACAACUCCGAGGUAACAGUGAACAGAGCGAUAAUGAUCCACUGCAUAAUGAAAGGAGGGGAGAUUAAUGUGGGAGAAGUUAUAGCAAAUAACAUCAUUGACAUAGCUGAAAAGGUCAAACAAGACAGUUGGCUAGGAUAUCCUAGUACUAUUCUGCGCUUAUGUAAAGAAGCUAGAGUGCCUCUCGAAGAAUUUAAAGAAACUGACAUGGUGUCCAUUGGAAAGCCUCUCACCAAGGAAAGAUUGGAAUUUGUCACCACGACCCAAUUGGAGAGGCAACCUCUAGCAAGAAGAAAGAAAAGGAAAGAAGCAAGACAAGAGGAAGAGCGCCAAGAAAUGGAAGAACCAAGUACUUUGAACAUGAAUCAACUCCAAGCCGCUUUGGAAGGAAUCUCUGGGCAAUAUUCACAAAUUCAAAGAAGCCAAGAGGAACAAGCUCAACAACAAAGGGACUUUUGGCAAGUAAUGAAUCAGCAAAGAGAAGUUCAAGUUCAAUGGAUGGGUCAGCAAAGUGAAUAUCAAACACACAUGAUGGAACUACAACAAGAACAAUAUGACAAGAUGUGUGAAGUCAUCAACAACUCAGCUGCUGAAUAUGGAAGAUCCAUGGAGAAGGUAAUACAAGAACAAGCUCAACUAAGGAAAGAGCAAGCUCAGCAAAGGGAGCUUCUCCAUAGGAUGGAUGCUAGACAAGACACAUUUCACAAAGAAUUCAAUGAAAGCAGAAUGUUCAAGGAGGCCAGACAUAGAGACAGAAUUGAUUAUGAUAUAUGCACCCAAGAAAAACUCAGCUACCUUUGUGGAACACUCCCAGUACUCAACCCACAAAUCCAAAAAUUUAAUGAAGCACACAAGAUACUAGAAGAGCAGGAAAUUGCAACGGUAAAAUUUAAUGCUGAGAGGCUAAAGGAGAGGAUGAUAAGCUCAGGAAUAUGGAAAAGAGAAGAGGAGGACUCAACAACAAAACAACAAGGAGAAGUAAGAAAGAAAGAAGAAAGAAGAUCCAAAGGACAAAGGAAAGGGACAUAA
This is a messenger RNA of Arachis ipaensis, 1143 nucleotides long. Lineage: Eukaryota; Viridiplantae; Streptophyta; Magnoliopsida; Fabales; Fabaceae. The record is from RefSeq and is a predicted model, not a curated record.